Molecule: messenger RNA, 2811 nt
Organism: Peromyscus maniculatus bairdii (prairie deer mouse)
Lineage: Eukaryota; Metazoa; Chordata; Mammalia; Rodentia; Cricetidae
Source: RefSeq, a predicted model, not a curated record
UCCAGUAUAACGGCAUUAGGGAGCGCUCUUUCCGCACCAGGGUCCCAGGCCAGCCACAGCGCGAUAGUCGCUGCAGAUUUGACCUGUGACUCUUUUCUUGAUGGCCUUCUUAAGGACGGAAUGUCACUGUACAUGCAGCCGAGGCUGGCCUUGGACUCCCAGCAGUUCUACCUAGUACUACCCAGGAGCGAGCUACCACCCCGCGCAUCUACUCCCUGGUUUCUUUGGGUAAUUUGCCUCGCUUCCAACAGCGACGCAGGAGCUUUGCUCACUGUCACAGCCUGCUCCCCAGUUGGAGGGAUAGGCUGGUGUAGCCCUACCCCGCCAGAAGGCCGGAAGACAGGCGACCAAGUGGAGCAUCGUGCCACCAGUGUCUGGGGCACAGGUCCUUGUUAUGCCAAGAUCGCAGGGACCCCCAAAAGACCACCACGGGGACCGAAUCCCGCGUGUAAAAGCAAAGAGCCUUUAUUUCAAGUUCCAGAGCUUGGUCCCUCUGUCUGUCCGACCCAGGGGUGAGAGCCGAGAGCCCUGAGCUGAGGUGGUCCAAGUUAACAGCAAGCACGUUGGAAUCUGUUGCCAUCACUGUCUCGCUGGAAGUUUCUCAUGCUCGUGAACCCACUGAGGAAAUGGACUUGGAUCAACUGGACCUAAACCCCAGAAUUACUGCUGCAAUUAAGAAGGGUAGACUGAAGUCCGUGAAGGAGGUUCUGUGCUACUCGGGCCCAGACUUGCAGCGGCUCACCAGCCUGCCCACGCACGAUGUGCACUACCUGCUCAAAGUGGCCUCCCGACACCUUCAGGGCGGCCGUGUCCUUACAGCGCUGCAGCUGUUCCAGCAGAGGGAGGGCUUCCCCGAGCAGCAUCGACGCCUGAGCCUGGGCUGCCCGGUCCUGGAUCAGUUCCUGGGUGGCGGCCUGCCCCUGGAGGGGAUCACUGACCUGGCUGGCCGGAGCUCGGCCGGGAAGACGCAGCUGGCGCUUCAGCUCUGCCUGACCGUGCAGUUCCCACGACAAUAUGGAGGCCUGGAGGCUGGGGCCGUCUACAUCUGCACAGAGGAUGUCUUCCCCAGCAAGCGGCUGUGGCAGCUCAUUGAACAUCAGCAGCAGCUGCGGACAGAUGUGCCUGGGGAGGUGGUCCAGAAGAUCAAGUUCAGCAACCACAUCUUCGUUGAACAUGCGGCCGACGUGGACGCCUUGCUGGAGUGUGUGAGGAGGAGGGUCCCCAUUCUGCUCUCAAGGGGAAUGGCCCGUCUGGUGGUGGUCGACUCUGUGGCAGCCCCGUUUCGCUGUGAGUACGAUGCUCAGGCCUUGGCCACCAGGGCCAAGCGCCUGCAGUCACUGGGGGCCGCGCUCCGAGGACUGAGCAGCACCUUCCGGAGCCCUGUGCUGUGCAUCAACCAGGUGACAGAAAUGGCGGAGGAGUCCACGCCCAGGCCUCUGGGGGCCUGGGAUGAGCACCUCUCGCCAGCCCUGGGCAUCACCUGGGCCAACGAGCUCCUGAUGAGGCUGAAGGUUGACCGGGUGCAUGAGGCGGCCGCCGCCGCGGGGGGCCUGCCCCGAAGCCCGGCUCGGACCCUCCAAGUGCUCUUCGCCCCGCACCUGCCCCUCUCCUCCUGUUGCUACACUGUCGGUGGGGAAGGCAUUAGAGGGGUACCAGGAACUGAGUCCUGCUAACAGCGGCGCCAGAGGAUCACCUGACAGGUCCCAGGAAACCCCGGUUCUGAUGAGUCCUCCCAACAGUGUCGGCGGCACCGGUGAACAGAUGGAUACCCAGACCACUGGAAAACCCAGCUCUUUACAUUAUGAUUCAUAACAGUAUCAAAAUAACAGUCAUGGAGCAGCAGUGAAGUAACUUUAUGGUUGGGGUCACCAAGACACGAGGACGGUAUUUAAGGGUCGCAGCGUCAGGAAGGUGGGAAACCACUGGUUUAGGGGAUGAAUGGCCAGCCAGGGGCCCUAGCAGUCUGAGGGUGUCUGCUUGGGAACCCCAGAAUGACCAGGCUCAGCUCUUGCCUCUUGUGCUUUCUGCCUGGGACUGAGUCAGCAGCUGGUCUGGUGGGGCCUCCUGCAGGGUGGUCUCAACCCAAACAGGCAGGGAUGCUCACCACUCAGGCCAAGUGAGGCACGCAGUGAGGGACUUCCUGCUGUGCCCUCCCCACACAUACACAGCAUGGUGGGGCAGAGGAGAAAACAAGCUGACCUCAGGCCCUGCUUCCAGAACAGUCUCGGGGAAGGAGGUAGGACUGUCCUAGCCUGGCUGCCUCAGGCCGAGCAGCUUCCAGCCACUUAAGAGAGACAGCAGGAAACGGGUCUGUGUCCUUGCCGAGGCCUGGCUAAGUAUGUCCAGCAACUCUGGCUUGGCAGUACGUCCAGGCUGGGGGGCACCACGAGCAUGCCACAGGACCACGGACACGCUCAGCAGAAGGCACCUCCUGGUGACAUCUGCUCUGGACCCCAGGAUCACCACUUCUGGACUUGAGGCUCUACAGUCACCAAGGAAUGUGGCCUCUGGAGACAGGGCUUUGAUCCUUCCUGGCAGCACAGGCCUCCUCCGGCAAACGUGCCGUUGCUCCAGUGGCGUGGAGCUCCAAACCUUCAACGCUACCUGCGGCCCCCACCCCUUUUUUGGCAGUUCUGGAGACUGAACCUAGGGUCUCCCCUGUGCCCAGCCCCACCUGCUGUCUGGAAGGCUGAGGACACCGGCCUGAGUGAUGGGACACAUCUGCUUGGGGUGGGAGUGGUCUAUACAAAACAGCCUCUCUGCAAAACUGGAGGGCUUCAUAUCAGAAAAUAAAACUAUUUUUAUAACAAA